Molecule: messenger RNA, 1625 nt
Organism: Anneissia japonica
Lineage: Eukaryota; Metazoa; Echinodermata; Crinoidea; Comatulida; Comatulidae
Product: aurora kinase B-like
Exons: 2
Coding region: 133-978 (281 amino acids)
Biological process (GO): autophagosome organization; autophagy; protein autophosphorylation
Cellular component (GO): autophagosome; cytoplasm
Molecular function (GO): ATP binding; protein serine/threonine kinase activity
Source: RefSeq, a predicted model, not a curated record
UCAUUUGUUUGUCGGUCAGUACAGUAAGUACAGUAUUCACGAAAUAGACAAUUAUACUUAUCAUUUAAAUUGUUAGAACCUUUUAAAUUCUGCUGUGUUUGCUUCUGAUACUCAACAAGAUUUGGAAAAAAUAUGGGGACUUCUUCAAGCACGAAUCUAGAACUAGAAUCUGGUCGGGUUGUGAAUGGCUACCAAGUAGAAAGAAUUCUGGGCAUCGGGACAUUUGGUGAUGUAUAUAAAGUACAGAAAAACGGAAAGCAUUUUGCCUUAAAAAGGAUUGAUAAGUCAAAACAACAGUUGGAUUCUGUUAAGAAUGAGAUCCAAUCUCUCCAAAUCGGCGCACACGUGAAUGUUGUGGGGUACAUCGAUAGAUUCCAUGAUAGCGUUUCUUAUAACAUUAUCUUGGAAUACUGUGAAUAUGGCUCUAUAGACGAAUACUUAAGGAGAUGCUGGAACUGCACGUUUGAAAAGAAGCGUAUGGGAUUCAUUCAAAACAUUGCAGAUGGCGUAGCAUAUCUUCAUGAAAACAAUAUUGCACAUCGAGAUUUGAAGCCUGACAACAUUUUGAUCGACAGCCAAGGUGUUGCUAAGAUUGCUGAUUUUGGAUUGGCUAAGGUUUUUGAUUCACCUGAUAUUAGGCAAACAUUGUACACAAAUACACUGGCUGGCACAUAUCCCUACAUGGCUCCUGAGGUAAUAAAUGGUGAAAGCUACACUAUGCAGGCAGACAUUUUCAGUAUGGGACUGAUAUUUUGCUGUAUUUUACAUGACGACAAUAAAAAAUAUGUUGAGGAAGAAAGGAUUGGAUUUAAGAUGAUAAAUAAUCAAAAUUACUAUGUUCAGUUACAUUUACUGAAAGGGAUGCGUAAUAACAUGGUAAAGCUUAUCCUUAAUAUGCUUCAGAAGAAAUACAAAGACAGAGUGAUGGCAAAUUAUAUCAGCGGACGAAUAAAACUAUUUCGUGAAUAUUUAGAUUAACUACCACACGUAGAACACAGCGACUUGCAAGUGGACAUAGGAAACGAUAUCCUAGACUACAAAUAAAAGGAAAUGUUAUUUAUUCUUCUUGUAAAAAUAAUAAUAUGAAAGAAAAUCUUCUGUUAGAAAAAGCUUCUUGAUAUACAGUACAUCCGAAGAUACAAUCUCAAAAAUGCAUGUGGCUGUAAAUAGUACAUUCCUUAGCACAGUUUAGUUAGACUGCUUAAAAUUUGAUUAUAAAAUUAAAAUUUUCACUAUUUACACAAGUGAUUGUAUUGUCAAAAGUAGUAACUGUCACAUAGUCAAAUAUGCUAAUGAUAUGGCCUUAAUUGUUUGUUAAGAAAUAAUACUGAGCAUGUAUAGAAGACUGAAUUUGAUCAACUUAUUACAUGGUGCAGUGAUAAUUAUCUGAAGAUAAAUGCAAAAGACAAAGGAAAUAGUGUGGGAUUUCAGAAAGAGAUCAAAUGACAAACUGCAAUUAUCAAUUGAAGGGAAUUUUAUCGAACAUGUCCAAAAACCUUGGCACUUACUUGGAUGAUAAGUUAAAAUUUGAUAAGAAUAUUGAUCCAAUUGUUAAAAAAGGGAAUCAAAGGCUUUAUUGGUUGAGGAGACUGAAUAAAUUAAAAGUUAGUAAUAUCAUGCUUAAA